AUGAUGAUGUCAGACAACUUGGAGCUGAGUGAUGAUGUUGGUGUUCUGCCCCAUCAUGAGGUGGAGCCUGCCAGGGAGGAGGAUGGACACUGCCCCUUGCCCUUCAGGCUGCAGCUGAUUGAUGACUUGUCCUAUGAAGAUGUGAAGAAGUGUUACAGAGGAUCAACUGUCAGCAAAUACAACUCUCAGUACCACAAACUGUUCCAGACAGUUCCUAAAGAAGAGAUCCUGAUGAAAGUCUACUCCUGUGCAUUGCUCAGAGACAUCCUGCUACAGGGACGACUCUAUAUAUCCAGGAACUGGCUGUGUUUCUAUGCAAACCUGUUUGGUAAAGACAUCAAGGUCUGCAUACCUGUGGUGUCAGUUCGGCUGGUGAAGAAGCAUAAGACAGCUGGUCUGGUGCCAAAUGGCCUGGCCAUCACCACAGACACAGGACAGAAGUAUGUGUUUGUGUCCCUGCUGUCUCGAGACAGUGUCUAUGAUGUUCUCAGGAGGAUCUGCACUCACCUUCAGGUGAAUGGGAAGAGCCUGAGUCUGAAGCAGUUCAUGGAAGAGCCCAGCUCUCUGGCUAUGGAUGAGUAUCCAGAGUUGUUGAAAUGGAGGAGGAAACCAUCACUCCCUGCCGUCUCCUCUUCACUCCCAGAUUUGUUGGGAAACUCAUCCCCCAGCCUCGCCACGGAAACGCCCUUCAGCACUCAAACACUGACUGACAGCAGUCUGGAAACAGAAAAGAUCAUGCUGACAGAACCAGUUCCUGAACUGGGACAGAUGGAGUACCAGCUACUGAAACUUUUCAUUCUGCUCGUUCUCCUGCUGGUGCUGUCGUCCUGCUAUCUAGCCUUUAGAGUUUGUCGUCUGGAACAACAACUCAGCUUCCUGAACAGCCAGUCAACACUGAGAGAGAGAUGUGGAGAGGUGCCGUCGUGGUUGGCCAAUCAGAGGACAGGGACCUGAUGCUGAAAACAAUCAGGACAUAAAGAGAAAAUCUGCACUGAUAUAGGAUUCCCAUUGGUAUGUGGUUGUUAGAGGAGAGGCACUCAGGAGACAGAUGACUAUAGAAGCCAUCAG
Molecule: messenger RNA, 1068 nt
Organism: Stegastes partitus (bicolor damselfish)
Lineage: Eukaryota; Metazoa; Chordata; Actinopteri; Pomacentridae
Gene: gramd2ab
Product: GRAM domain containing 2Ab
Exons: 11
Coding region: 1-954 (317 amino acids)
Biological process (GO): regulation of store-operated calcium entry
Cellular component (GO): organelle membrane contact site; endoplasmic reticulum membrane
Molecular function (GO): phosphatidylinositol-4,5-bisphosphate binding
Source: RefSeq, a predicted model, not a curated record